Molecule: messenger RNA, 2202 nt
Organism: Microbotryum saponariae
Lineage: Eukaryota; Fungi; Basidiomycota; Microbotryomycetes; Microbotryales; Microbotryaceae
Source: the annotation of a GenBank genome assembly
AUGAGCGGCAGUUCAGAGGCGCAGCAGCCCGCCGACAGCAGUGCUUCUAUCCCGGUGUCAUCAUCGCUCGAGCACGUCUACACACCCUCGUCGCUUCCUCAACAGCAGCAGCGGUGGGCCCAGCUGCAGCAACUGUUUGAGAAACAGUACGGUGUCAAGGCUCAAGCAGUAGCCAGGGCUCCCGGCCGAGUCAAUAUUAUUGGUCAGUACUGCUACGACAACUCCUCGGCGGAGGCUGCCCGUCUCUUUGCUUUCCCCCCGCUUUUUUCCGGCCUGCCCUGCCACCUUACUUGUCGCAUGGUGGGAAGGAGUCUCGCGCUGAUCCACCUCUCACUUGGCAGGCGAGCACAUUGAUUACUGCGGAUUGUGAGUUGAUGAACAGACAUCCAAGCCGGGAACGCGGCCCUUUCCCUGCUCCCGAAGAUCAUCUUUGGCCUCUCGUUUUCGAUCGAUCUUGGAGCCCCGCGCCAUCGAUAAAGUCUGAACAUGUGUCGCUGCUUCCUCUCUCAGCUCGGUCCUGCCCGCUGCGGUCGAACGCGAUGUUCUCAUCGCUCUCUCGACCUCACCCAAAGAAACUACAAACUAUCCGCAACCAUCGCAACCCGACCACACCGUCAUCAUCCUGCGCAAUGUCGACGAUAAAUUUUCACCGACCCACUUCGAGGUCGAUCUCAAUUCGUCCGCGUGGGAUGUACAGAUGCCCAAGCAGCACCAUUGGAGCUCCUACUUUAUUGCCGGAACCAAAGUAUGUGGAUUGGUUCGGGAACUCUGAAUGAACUACGGGUGAUCAUGUUGCCCUGGCUGAUCAUCUUACUCGUCGACGACCUCCCCAGGGGGUCCUUGGUCACCUGUACUCUCGCACAGCCUACCUGCCGUCAACAGGGACGUAUCCCUCCCAUAUUGUCAUGCUUGUUACCGGUUCCGUUCCCGAAGGUUCCGGUCUGAGCUCGUCGAGCGCCUUCACAAUCGCCUCGUCCAUCGCUAUUCUCCAUGUCGUCGGAAGGAUCUCGGGGUCCGAUGCGAUCGACCGCAAGGCCAUGACCGAAGUCGCUAUUGCAAGUGGUAGGUGUAGGCUUGGCACACAGAACUUUCAGUGUUGAUCGGUGGGGGCUGACGGUGGGCUGUUCAUUGGUAGAACGACUGGUCGGCGUCAAUUCGGGAGGUAUGGAUCAAGCUGCAUCGGUAUUUUCUCAACCUCUGCACCUCCUGCACAUCGACUUCGUUCCUUCACUACACGCCGCACUUGUCCCUCUACCUAGGACCAGACCUGGAUUUGCCUUCGUCAUCGCGAACUCUCUGGUCACCUCGAACAAGGCAGUGACGGCCAAGUACUGCUACAACCUUCGAGUGGCCGAAACCCGCGUCGGAGCAUUGCUCCUGGCCAAACACCUCGGCUUCGCCCCGACACCCGGAAUCACCUUCAAAGCAAUUCUCGACCAGUACUGCUCCAGCCCGCCCUAUCAACCGGGCCCCAAGAGUCGAAAGAACAGGUCUUCGCCGCUGGCAAGGGAAUCCAUCUCCCCCGAUGGCCCUACCAUGGCGGCCAAGCCCUCGUCCCCUCUCCCACCCGAUAAUGCGAACUGCAUCUACGAAAUCAAGAUGAUGCUCGGAUUGGCGAUCGAUGCCUUGCGUGGACCGGGGAUGGAAGCUGGCAUGACGUGGGACGAAAUCGCCGAAAAGCUGGGACGAGACGUCGAUGAGCUCGAGAAAGAAGUGGCGUGCGGGCAACAGGUCGAGCAAGUUGGUGGCAAGUUGAAGGUAUGGAAGAGGGCUCGUCACGUCUUGGAAGAGGCGAAGCGGGUGUACGAGUUCGUCGAGAUUUUGUCCGAAUCUUCCACCGGGGAUACAUCGAAGGAGGCGUCGGGCUCGACGAAGACGGGGACACAAUUGUUGCAAGAGAUGGGGGAUCUGAUGAACGAAUCGAUGAGGUCCUGUCAAGAGGAUUACGAGUGUUCUUGCCCCGGUUUGGACGAGUUGGUCAAUCUGGCCCGCAAGAAUGGCGCGAUCGGGUCGAGGUUGACCGGUGCGGGAUGGGGAGGCGCCACGGUCUCGCUGGUGGAGGAGGACAAAGUGGCGAACUUUAUCAAGGCACUCAAGGAGGGCUACUAUCGCAAGAACUUCCCCAAGCUAGACGAGCAGGAACUGGAUCAGGUCAUCUUUGCCACCAAGGCGGAAGCGGGGGCGGGCGUAGUAGUCUUUUAG